GUUGUAAAAUUAUGCCUGGAGUGUCUGCAGAAGCGGGAGCCAGUGUUUGCUGACACCACCUUGUACAUGCUGAGGAUACUGAGCAUUGUUUCGGAGGUCCUCUCCUACCUGCAGGCCUUUGAAGAGGCCUCGGACUAUGCUAGGAGGAUGGUGGAAGGCUACAUGAAGCUCUACCACCCCAACAAUGCCCAACUGGGCAUGGCCGUGAUGCGGGCAGGGCUGACCAACUGGCAUGCUGGUAACAUUGAGGCGGGGCAUGGGAUGAUCUGCAAAGCCUAUGCCAUUCUCCUGGUGACACACGGACCGUCCCACCCCAUCACCAAAGACUUAGAGGCCAUGCGGGUGCAGACAGAGAUGGAGCUGCGCAUGUUCCGCCAGAACGAGUUCAUGUACCACAAGAUGCGCGAGGCUGCCCUGAACAACCAGCCCAUGCAGGUCAUGGCCGAGCCCAGCAAUGAGCCAGCUCCGGCUCUGUUCCAUAAGAAGCAAUGAGGACCUGCCUGGUGGGGGAGGGGCAACGUGGCGGGAAACUGGGGAGAGAUUCCGGACGUGGUAUAUUUAGGGGGGGACCCUUGAUGAGGAAAUUGAGGUAAUGUUCAACCUUGUUACUGUGGGA
Messenger RNA from Propithecus coquereli (Coquerel's sifaka), 616 nucleotides. RefSeq names its product histone-lysine N-methyltransferase SMYD1-like. The record is from RefSeq and is a predicted model, not a curated record. The annotation marks the transcript as partial. The transcript is spliced from 3 exons. Gene Ontology annotation, molecular function: protein binding. NCBI's taxonomy places the organism in Eukaryota, Metazoa, Chordata, Mammalia, Primates, Indriidae.